UGAUAGAUUAUACAGACCAAAAAAUGACAUGCCUGAAUGGAAAUCCAAAUUUUACUGGAAAUGCUGGAAAUUUUUUCAAUCAAAAUACACAGAGUGAUAUUGAAAGCAGAACAAUUAUAAAUAGUACUCCGAACUCAAGACGGGGACCUAAGUAUCCCCAGUACUCAAUUACAUGUAUAAGACUUUCUACUUUUCAAACAUGGCCAACCAGUAUACAACAACAUCCAGAAACUAUGGCAGAGGCUGGGUUUUAUUAUACAGGUAACAAUGACCAUGUAAGGUGUUUUCACUGUGGUAUAGGACUUCAGAACUGGGACUCAGAAGAUAACCCAUUUGUAGAACAUGCUAGAUGGUCUGCAGAAUGUCAGUUCCUCAAAGACAAGAAAGGCUUGGAUUUCAUUGCUACUGUACAAGAUGCUGUCAGGAGAGUGCAAAUGGAGGAAGCAUUGAACACAGAUGGUGUAGCACAGACUUUUGAGAAUGAUUAUGAAGAAGAUGGAAAUGUUAGAUCAGAAGAUACAGGCAAAGAUUUCUUGCCUAGCGGCAAACCUCCAACGAAAGCUGAGAAAAAGAAUCCAUUAUUAACAGAUGCAGCUCAGAGUAUAUUAACAAUGGGAUAUCUACCUAAAGUUAUCAAAACUGUAGUUGAUAAAGUUCUAAGAGAGAAAGGCUGGACAGGUAUGUCUUCAAGAAGUUUAAUGGAAGAGAUAUACAAAAUAGAGGAGAAUGGAGAAAGACCUAAAUCUGAACUUACAAUACCAAUGAGUUCAAACUUAAAGAGUUCUGUUGUAAGCAUGAAGAAGAGCAUGAAGGUCCUUCCAAGAAUUGAUGUAAAGAAGAUAGAACAGGAAAAUCAAGAAAUGAAAGAACAAACACAAUGCAAGAUUUGUUGUGAGGACAUUGUUUCUAUUGUAUUUCUGCCCUGUGGACAUUUGUCAUCCUGUUCACAAUGUGCCCCAGCCCUGAAAUCCUGUCCUGUGUGCAGGUCAGAAAUCAAAGGUUCUGUCAAAGUUCAGUUUAAAAAAUAACCAAGUCAUGUAGUAGUUCUUCUGCCAUUAAUGUUUUAUGAAAAAAUGUAAAAAACAUGUACAUAUGAAUGAUGUAUGUUAUUUCUGAUAUUUUGUGAUUUAUGUAGAUAAGUGGUUUAUAUGAUGAUAAGUAUCUCAUAUUCCCAUAUAUUCUCAUGAUUGUAUUAUUGUAGAGUAAUUCCAUUAUUAAGUGUAAUACAUCAUUUCAAUAAUUUUUAUGAAAUUACAGCAAAAUGUCUUGAUUGUGUGGGUAAAGGUAAAAUCAUUGGUUAGAUUGUUUGCUAGCUGAACCAUGAAGACAUUAUGAAGUUAGGUAUACUACCCUCCUCUAAAAGUAGACUAUAGUCUAACAGAUAACUAAUUCUCUGUUUGUAGGAUUAUGUUGGUCUAAAAGGAGGGUAGUAUACUUAACUAUACAAUUAUUGCAUGGUUCAGCUAGCAAGCAAGCUUAUCAAAGAUAUUUCCUUUACCUACACACUCGAAGUAUUUUGCUGUAAGAGAAGUCGUCCAUUAUAAAUAGUUUGAAGGCCUAAAGUGCUGUGUAUUGAUUUCACUCAUUGUUAUUUCAUAUUAUCAUUGUUAAAAGUUAUAAAACAUAUUUGAAAUUUAUCUACCCAAAAAAAAUUGAGAGAUCAACUUCUAAUUGAAUGUUCUGUUAUAAAGCUGUAAUAUCACACAGAAAUUGUUCAUUCAGUCAAUCAGUAUGCUGUUAGUCAUGCUUUAUAUACAACAACUUGUAUAAAUACCAAAAUAAUAUUGAGUUGUUUCAUGAUAAAAGGUAAGUGAAGGAAUAGGCAAGUUGUAAAUUCAACUAUAAAGUGUUUUUAGUUUGUCUAGAUA
Messenger RNA from Mytilus trossulus (common blue mussel), 1868 nucleotides. Its product is annotated as baculoviral IAP repeat-containing protein 2-like. Lineage: Eukaryota; Metazoa; Mollusca; Bivalvia; Mytilida; Mytilidae. Gene Ontology annotation, biological process: negative regulation of apoptotic process; regulation of cell cycle. Bases 24 to 1028 code for a protein of 334 amino acids. The transcript is spliced from 6 exons. Gene Ontology annotation, cellular component: cytoplasm; nucleus. The record is from RefSeq and is a predicted model, not a curated record. Gene Ontology annotation, molecular function: cysteine-type endopeptidase inhibitor activity involved in apoptotic process.